Molecule: messenger RNA, 1573 nt
Organism: Rhododendron vialii
Lineage: Eukaryota; Viridiplantae; Streptophyta; Magnoliopsida; Ericales; Ericaceae
Product: probable carboxylesterase 2
Exons: 1
Coding region: 123-1223 (366 amino acids)
Molecular function (GO): hydrolase activity
Source: RefSeq, a predicted model, not a curated record
AAUUUGGUGGUUGCAAGUUUGCAACUCCAUUUUCUAUUUUCACGUUUAUGUGAGUUGUCCCUUCAAGAAAACAAAUUGUUAUGUGAGUUGGAGCCUACCCAUUUGACUGAAAUGUCUAUAUAAUGGACAGGCAAUUCAUUAAUACUUCAUCUGUCUUCUUCACUCUUCUAUGUGUUCCAAUUGGAGGGCCUAGAUACCACAAGUUCACAAUCCUCUGGUCUUUCCUCUCUCUCUCUCUCUCUCUCUCUCUCUCUCAGAUGGGUUCAAUCAAACCGGAAGUAUCUCAAGAGGUUCUGCCAUACCUCAUAGAAUACAAAGAUGGAACCGUGGAGAGGCUAGUGGGAACCCAAGUGACCCCGCCGGGCUCCGACCCUCAGACCGGCGUGGUUUCGAAAGACGUAUUGAUCGUACCGGAGACCGGCGUCUCCGUCCGCCUCUACCGCCCUAUCGACACCCCGAAAGACAAGAAACUCCCCCUGGUGGUUUACUUCCACGGCGGGGCGUUUUGCAUAGCGACCGUUGGGGAACCCUUGUACCACAACUCUCUCAACAUACUGGUUGCUAAUUCCAAUGUCGUCGCCGUCGCCGUCGACUUCCGGAACUCCCCGGAAUUCCCUCUUCCGGCCGCCUACGAUGACUCGUGGGCCGCCCUCGAGUGGGUGGCCUCACAUGCCGCCGGUGGUGGCUCUGAGGUUUGGCUCAAUGAAAAUGUUGACUUUGAUAAAGUGUACUUGGCAGGGGACAGUGCAGGUGCAAAUAUUUCACACCACCUGGCAAUCCGGGCCGGGUCGAUCCGGAUUGACGGCCUCAAAUUCCACGGUAUCUUGAUGAUCCAGCCCUACUUUUGGGGGGAAAAACCGAUCGGGUCUGAGGUCACGGACACCGUGAGGAAGGGUAUGGUGGACAUUUGGUGGCGGUACGUUUGCCCGAGCGACAAAGGGUGCGACGACCCGCUUAUCAACCCGUUUGCGGACGGAUCCCCGCUCCUUUCGGGUUUGGCGUGUGACCGGGUCAUUGUUUGUGUUGCCGAGAAGGACAUAUUGAGAGAUAGAGGGGUGCUUUACUACGAUGCAUUGGUGAAGAGUGGAUGGGGAGGAAAAGUGGAGUUUAUGGAAGUUGAAGGGGAGGAUCAUGUAUUUCAUCUAUUUAAUCCCACUUGUGAGAAGGCUAUGAACAUGAUCAAAAGGCUGGCUCGUUUCAUAAACGAAGAGAGUGAGAUUUGAUGGACCGGAGGCGUGCUGUGUUGGUAGCGCGGCCAUUCGAGCAGUUCGUUCGGCGAUCCAAUGGUUCAAAUUUUAUCUCGACGAUGAACGGUCGAAAAUGUUGGGAGCAUGUUUGUAGUAUGAAUUUCUAUUUGCUUUUGAGUGUUGCUUUCUAAGUAUGCACAAAAAUAAGACAAGAAGCACUUUGAAGGAGUCAGAUUGAUCAUGUUUUCGCUUUCAUCAAUCAAUCAAAGUGUAACUUUUAUUUUGUGUUGUUUGAUUUGUCAGUGGGGUUCUUUUUCCAGACGCAUCGUGAUUUGUGAUGGGUUUUUCAAUAGAGCCUAUAAAUCCAAUAUAACUUUGCGUUUUUU